Messenger RNA from Pomacea canaliculata, 11109 nucleotides. RefSeq lists its product as uncharacterized. Bases 1 to 11109 code for a protein of 3702 amino acids. The transcript is spliced from 6 exons. NCBI's taxonomy places the organism in Eukaryota, Metazoa, Mollusca, Gastropoda, Architaenioglossa, Ampullariidae. The record is from RefSeq and is a predicted model, not a curated record.
AUGUCAUCGCCGGGGCUGAGUGAAAGCAGCGAAGAGGACAGAUCAGAAAACGCUUUUAACACAGCGCACCCUUCAAAUAUCACCUUUAAACGGAAGUUUGAUGUUAAACGACUUUUUCGAGGUCCAGACGACGAGAGUUAUUUCAAAACAGUUUCCCGUCUCAGACAGGUAGGCGCGCUGAUUCAAGGAGUGACCCACCUGAGCACAAGCCCUCGCGUGCGACGCUCGUGCCUGUCAAGUUGUCUGCCGAUUCGCACGAAAGUUGUCCCUUCGUCUGAGGACCGGGGGGUGCAGCAGGAAGACAAGUCCGCGAACGAUAGAACAGCGAUCGAAAAACGCGCAGUUGAAAGGUCGGCGUUGGCCAAACAGCGCGCGAGGCGGCCACGCUCACGGGAGGAAAACACAAUCAUUGGGUUGGGACACAGACAGCCGCCACCGCCUCUUCCGCCACAGGGCCGUGACAACAUUCCAUCGAGCAUACCCGCCAUCACAUCGCGUGUCGCAAAUAGCCGGAGUUCAUCACCACCGCCCUCGCACGUUUCACCGAGCGAGGCAACUACAGCUACAGUGGCAGCGGCUGCUGGUGCUGCUGAGUUGGCUACAACAGCAUCUCUGCAACAACCAGGCUUGUGCUUAUCUCCAUCAGUCCCGCAACCACUAGCCUCACCUGGCUCGACCGAACCUGAUCGGAGGGAAGCACGUGCGUGGCUAGAAACAGAUGAAAGAAGACUGCGCUCGAUCAGCACAGGUGAGAAAGUUGGUGAACAAAAAUGCAUCCUGUCGAGGGAGAGUGGAAUGGAACAAGACAGCCAGCUGCAACAGCUGCAGCAGUUUCCUCCGCAGAUCGCGGAAACCGAUGGUGUGCAAAGUGUAGGUAAUGGGGGACCUUGCAGUCCUGCUGGCCAAGAUAAUCUCGACAUCACAGAAGUUGGUGAUGGACAGUGGGCCACUAACCAGGGAAUAUCGUAUCUGUUAGCAUCAAAUGCUGUGGAUAAUGUGGCUGAUGAUUCCAUUCAUGAAACCGUUGUUUACUCAGAGUACAGUCGUGACGCAGGUUUGGAAAGUUCAGAGUCCAGGAACUCUGGUAGGACUAUACCCUUGAGAUCUGCUAGCCAUUAUUUUGAUGGAGCUGGUUCGGCCUCUGUCCUUGCCGCCACUUGUCAGACGGACGACACAUGUUCUGCAGCAAUCGACUCCCACGUGCGCCGCGCGUCCUCUCGUGACACUUCGGCCAUUGCCACUCCUGCCCUCGUCAGACCUCGAUCAGCCACACAUUUAGCAGCAGAAGAAUUUCAGCCUUCCAGAUCUGCACGCCGUCUGAAAGACGACGCUGCGGGUAACGGUAAUAAAUCAAGGAAGCAGACUUCUCUCACAGCUGGGAGAGCUAAAGAGGAAAAUUUCCAGCAAGGAGCGAAGAAAGAAGAAAGCACAGAACGACUGACAGAUGAAGUGAAAGGGAAGAACAGCAGCAGCAGCAGCGACAGUAUUCGCCUGCAAGAACACCAGCAGCAGCGCCAACAAGUGCACGUCAUUGCCAAGCUCGGUAUACGCGGGCGAAGGAGUGGUGGUGUCGGCGGCGGCAGUAAUGGAGGAGAGAGUUUUAGUAGGGGUGGGGGUAAGAGCCACGGGAAAGGUAAAAGUUUUUCACCUGAGUUGAGUCAACCCAAAACAUCACGCGAUGCGCCAAGUUACGCAGGCAGCGUUUCAGAGACUCUUGAAGGGAGUGGAGCAGCCAAUCGUAAGUCGGGCUCGUCUUCAUCGAGGACAAAAAGUUUGAAGACAGCUGCUGAACGCAUUUCAGAAUGUUCUGAAAAGGGCCCAACAUUUUCACCGCCAGCAACUUCCUCUCCUGCCAAGAGAGAGAGUCGGUGGAACAGGAAGGAGGUUGUUGGAGUGAAGGAGAAAAAAGAGGGCAGAAUCAUUGCAGGGGGGAAGACAGGCAAAGGAAAACCUGUGGCAAAGACAGAGACGAGUACGAAAGAAUUAUUCGAGAGGCGCGUUAAAGCACUCGAGGAAGACAGGAGCGAAGAUAAAGAAUGUCGACAGCGCUCGGACAGUGGAGAUAACCACAGCGAGAAGACGCCUCGGUGGUGCAGUGAAUGUGUUAAAGAGACUGGCGGACAGAAAGUUAACGAACUACCCGAGCAACACAGUGGAGAGAACAUUUCACCUGUAAAUGAAGAUGUGCCGGGUACACCCGUUUCAGCAGCUGAUGCUCAGGACGAGAGAGUGAAGGACAGAAGUCAAAUAUCACAGUAUUCGACUGUUGAUGCAGGAAAAGGUGAUGGUUACGACAUCGAGCAAGCUGCUUAUGCCACAGCUUUAUCUGCCCCCUGCUCUCUUCUCUCCUGCGUAACGACCAAGCCUGCCCUUGCAUUUGAUGGAUGUCUAACCUUGCCCACCUCGCCAAGUCGGGAAUCGGCUCUAACCGUUGCAGAUAAGAGUGUAGCGGUUGCGCACACUUUAGUUGUCGAGGGUUUUUGUGAGAACUCCGAUAACGCCGAUGUUGAAAACGGCAACGACAGUGACCUGAAAGAUAAGUUCAAUGAUGUGCGACCAAACCUCGGUCACAGUUGCAGUGAUGGAAGCUUGGACAGGCGAGAGCACCCUGCAGGGCUUCGGCAGUUGAGUUGUCGGCCCUGCAUGUCAAGCACCGCCUCCGAUUCUGUGUUGUUACUGGAGGGGAUUGAACCAGGUAGCAUCAGCCAUGGUUUCUCUUUAAACGCAGCAGAUACAGUUGAGAGCGAUGGAGUUACCGUUACUGUGAUUAAAGGAGAAAAUAUAAACAACGAAUCAACACCGAGGGUGAAUUCUGCUUCUGUUACCUCUACUCGGCAAACGAGUAAUCAAGAACGAACGAAAGACAGAAAAGUAUUUUCCUACCCUUCCACAAAAUCGUCUGACAGGACUCUCAAAGAUCAGACAAAACGAAAAGGUACGACUCACGUGAUCAAAAAUGCUAGCGGCUCUGUUCUGACGCACGAUAACAGGUGCCGAACUAUUUCUGGAUCAUCUGUAAACCCAGACACACUGACAAAAGAGCGAAGCAGUGGUGGUAGCCCCGCCAAAAAGAAGAGGCUAGUGGAAGAGAAGGUCAAAACGGCUCAACUUUCUUCGUUCACGCCGACUAUUUUUAACGUGCACCGAGAAGACAGUGCAAAUGGAAAGCACAGCAACGAAAGACGAUUUGACGAGGCUAACGAGGGCACUGCGCUUAGCGAAGCCUCAAGUGUGACGGUAGCCCAGUAUUCAUCCGUGCAAAUGAGUGACAACCGACACGCCUACGUAGGAAGCAAGACGGACGGAGUUGUGGCCAACCUGCCUCUAAAUUUUACUGAAGCUCCCGUCACGGAUAAUAUUUUUAUUAGCAGCCUGAGCGCGGAUUCAUCACAAGCCAGCCGUGCCGGCACUGUCAGUCACACAUGGAAUCCUCGAAAGACGAAUGUUUUUCCAGGUACACGUUUAAUGUUGGCCAACACGCUUUUCAUAGACGGUGACUCAGAGCCAGCCUGUACAAUAAGAGCUUGUGAAUCAGACAGUGUUAUAAAGGAAGCUAGUCUAAAAUCGAAGCGAGUGUCCCGUACAAGUGAUUCGAAGCGUGUCUCAAAAGCAGUCGAGACCUCACCUCCUGAUGGUCCGAGCAGCAAACAAGGCUUUCCUCACGCUGAAGAGCUAGUAGACGCUGGGUCAAAGGUCAACAAAGGGAGUGGCUACAGUGGACGGCGUAGUGCCUCUCCAAAGCUGAAACAUUCCAAGGAAAACGAAAACAGAAAGCAGAAAAGCGCGUCGCCACAGCGGAAUUUUCCAGCUCAUCACCAGGCUACCGGGGUUGGACAGGAGUGUCCAGAAACAGAGGUCAAAGUUGAUGAGAAUCAGUCUUUGCUGAAGAAAAAGCCAGAAUGCGACCAGAACACGACAGAGACAGUACAGCGAGGGAAGAAUGACCCUGUUCUGUCUUCGAACAAGCGCAAGAAAUCUGCGGAACAGAAAGAGUUUGUUGCCGAGGUCUUAAAGACCGACUCGACCACACAGAAGGAUGCGAGCCGAGCCGGCGACGUGGAGGUGAAAGCAACAGUCGCCCAAGUUUAUGAUGUCAGCAGCAAGAAAAAGACUGACUCAGCUCCUAAAAAGCAAGUGUCCAGACUGCCUAAGAGAUCCACAGAGACACUGCCUGACAACAAAACCGCUGACACCGUGACAUCUCGAUCUGUUCUUACUGACAAACAGACGCGAAAGACUCAUCAUGUGACAGGUAUGACCUCGGCACGUGCUUCAAUGUCGAAAGUGUCAUCAUCUGACGCAAAAAUAACCAGAAGUGUUUCAGACAUAGGCACGACUUCAUUGCCAGACCCUCGACCAGAAAUAUCCGAGACGUCACAAUGUGUCGAAAGUCUUGCUACGUCACCUGACAAAACGGCUCAGGAACACUCACGCGAGAUGACGAACGCUGAACACCUUGAGUCAGUGGCAUUACGAGUAGAAAAAAGCGGAACUGAUUAUUUGAUGUGUAAGUAUCUGGCUAGUAAUACCGAGGACACCAGACCAUCUGACGACGACAAUGAAGAGGUCAAAGGUUCAUCCCAAUCGCAGACCAACAGCGCGGAAGCAAACCGCAGCGACAAGAAAGAUAAUUCAAGCAAACUUCGUGCCCGAGCUUCUCAAGGAGCAGUUACUGUAGUAACCCGCACCACGCGCCAUUCCGACAAAUCGCAGAGCGCAGGAGCGACAAAGAAAGUUUCUGCCGCUGGCGUGAGGGCUAAUAAUGAUACACGGCGGCAGCUGCAAAGAAAAACGGCGGUGCCGCCAGAGCAUGGAGCUGUCGUCCGUGAUGGCUCAGUGGAUAGUCGUUACAACGACGAUGACUCCAUGUCUGUCAUCUCAAACGUAAGUUCCAGAUCCUCUCGUUCUGUCGCCUCUAACCUCAGCGCCGCACCCUCUAAGCACCGAGGAAGCUUUCAGCAGCAGCAGCAGCAUACAAGCUCGAAGCAAGUGAAGACUCGAGCACAGCUCGAGCAUGAUAAACGAACAGCUGCCGUGCAGAAGAUGGAAGGGAGGAAAGCUGCAGAGAGCAAAAAGUCAACGGAGUGUAGUGUGGCUGCCGUGCCGGUGGAGAGAGGCGGUGCCAAACCUACAUCACUUCAGGUUGCAGUGAAAACCAAAACGCAAACUACACGAACCGAGCCGCGGGUGGGAGCGAGGGCUGACAAGGCAUCUACUAUUGGUGAAGAGAGGGUUAAGGAAGCGCUAAGGUCAGGUGAGGUCACGAGUACAGCUACCGAGACUGAUGAUAAACAGUCGCAGGGACCAUCUCAGAAUGCUGAAUCGAAGCAGAAGGGGCCAGCUAUCAAAACUGACUCGCUGCGAGGCAAGGGGCCGUCUCAAAAGCUGACCUCUGCGCUUGGACAACAAAAGACCGUGCCUGCGAAAGAAGGAAAAACGAAGCAAGGGUCGUCUGGACAUUCGGAAGACAAAGGGAGGCGCGUUUCAGGGUUGUCGGUUCCCGCUUCGCAUCCCCAUCGCCCGGACUGCAGGCGGAUGAAAUUCGACACGCACGCGAGGAAGGUGCAACAAACACGCGCUUCAGGAGCGCCGAUACACGCAGCAAGUAAACAAAGACCCGCCAUCUCCAGUUCGCCUUUGACCUCUGCUGAUUGCGCGGGCGAGAAAGCACCGAGAAGAACUAAUGAUGGAAGGAAAACGCUAUCGAGCAGUGAUUAUACGGCUAACCCUGAUUUAGCCCGAGCUCAGUCGCAGAUAGCACGGAGUGAAGUAGCGGCUGAGAAGGAAGAGCUACACGAAGAUGGAGAGAGAUACGAGAGAGAAAAAGCGGAGGAAUUUGAUCCCUCCACUGGUACCCAAGUGAGCAGCGAGUUUGUCGACAUUGCUCGCGCGAGAAAAUGUGGAGGUAACUUUGAGGAAUCUGAUAUUAUCGGGAAACCGGCGGCCACUUCUGCGGUGAGGGAGAGUUAUGACGUGGAAACCAGUCACGAAGAUUUUGAACAAAGGAAAACAGAGCCAGAGGCCGCUGUUGGCCCCGCGUCUGCUGAUGUCAUCAAGGAGAGUAAAGUCAGCCGACCCCCAGAUACAGAGCCCCUACAUACGAAGAUGGGAACUUAUCUCGGUUUAGCAUCAGAACAUUCACAUAGGAGCUUUGAGAGUUUUGAGCGGAGCACAAUGCAGAAAGUGUGCUCGGAAAGGCUCGACUUGGAUAGCGCCAUUGUACAGCCAGUGAAGUCUGGUGCUGAUGUUGUCAUUAGGAUGAAAGAAGGAACUGGCUUAGAAGCAAAACAAGCCCCGCCUAUUUCAUAUCGGAUGUCUGCUACAUCCACCCUUACCUUAUGCGCAAGUUCAGAUUCCAGUGCGCAAACAAUUCAAAAUGAGGGAAGUGAAAUUUCCGAUUCUGAAUCCGAAGGAAGCAACGAAUACAUAACAGGAGACGAAGGUGAUGAGCAUGCAGAGGAAAAUGAGUCAGAAAAGGACGAUGACAAGGAGCGAGCGGAAGGCGGUGAUAAGCUGAAGUCUCGAGAGGCUGGCUGGUUGGAAGUAGGCUACGAUAAGGUUCUGUAUGAAGCCGAUGCCACUGACGGAAAGUUUGAUAACGAGGUUUUACUAGAGGCUGGAAGCAAUGACGUUUACGCACCCACCGCUGGGCUGGGCCAGAGUGUUCUCAAAUCUGUUAGUGGCGGAAUGGAAUCUAGCUGCGAUGAGAGCCGACAUCAACGGACUUGCACCGCAAACAUUGCGGCAGUUGAACAUCCGAAUGGACAGAUAUCCGCCCGUGUGGACGGAACAGGAUUCCAGAGCAGUGAAAUAAGUACUGUACCACGUGACACGCAUACGUCUUUCAAUGCAUCGUACUACGGUGAUAAACCCUCGCGACCUCCUCCACACAAAAAUUUGAACGCUCUUAGCGCUCUUGCAAACUUUGCUGACGAUAGCGCUCUCGAGCUUAGUGCGAUUUAUUGUGACGUCAGCGGUGAGCAGGAGGAGAGAGGCGGAGAAAGAGGGAGGGACGGAGCUGAUCGCGGCACGUUGCUGCGUGAUGUUGUUGAUGCAACUGCCCCGCUAGACAUACGAGUGCUCACACCCGAGAGUGAGGUGAAAGUGAAAGACGCAUCCCACGAACUUGUCUAUUACGCUGACGAACUUCGUCAUGGCAACGAGAGGGGAGACGAAGGGGUCGAGAGGAGCGGUGAGGCGGCGAGUGUAGCGAGGAAGGAAGAGGAGGAACAGGACAACAUGCGUAUUGCAUUUAGUACCUCGGCAGCUGGGGAGGGCUUGUCGCCGCAGCACGCUGCCAGUGAUUCAUCCUCAUCGUCCCGCUCCUCAUCGCCGUUCACACAUUGCCGUUACGCCAUGCAAGCAGAGGCGAGCACGAACAACGGGCAGGCCUCCACACCGGUGCAGCCCCAUGUCGACUGUGAAUCCGUUGUUGUCUUGUCCGCGCCAGCAUCCAAAACUGCCAAGACACUCACUUUGUCAUUCUCGUCCCAAUGCUUCCAAGCCCGCUGUGUCCUCGUCGCCCGGUCUCGUUCCUUUGAAACUAAGGUCUCCCUCCGACCGAACUGCAUCAAUGACUUCUCCCUUAUCGUCUCAGCAAGGGGUGACCAUCCGUGCCAGAUCACAUCGCAGCGACAACGUGUCAUCUCACCGGUAUCAACGUCAUCUCUGUCUCCACCUUCCUCGUCAUCGUCUCUCCAGAUACAUUCGCGCCCUCUAGCGUCAAAAGCCAGGUCACCAGCCAGGCCACACCUACCUUUCCUGCUCCAGGCGCCAGCUGGUGCAUCUACAUCUACCUGCGUGGGGAGGGGGCCCCGGCUGGAGGAGGGAAGGCGAGAGGGCCUGGCUAGCGUGCUGCCAGCCGACACCGAGCUUCCGAGCGAGGAACCGUGGACCAACUUCCCAGCAGGCAAUGCGGCGGCCACGGGCUCUGCUUGUCUUUCAGAACAGCAUGACGCAGGAGAGGAACCGGCGCCAACAGACAGUGAUAGCAGUCUUGCCGACAUUGCCGAUAUUUCUGCCGUGUCAGAGGUGCUCGUGCCUCCCUCCCUUCGUGGCUCCUUGUCGGAUGGCGACCUGACAACAUUGAACCAGGAAGACAUUGUUGGUGUAGAUGUUCUGUCAGAAGCUGUUGUUUCCUCUCAUUUUUCUGUUGGCUCGACAACACCAGAUCGUGAUACAGCAGCCAGAACCGAGGAUCUUGGAGUAACAUUGUCGAGUGCAAGAACCAGUAAAAACUCUUCGGUCAUCGCAAAUGUUUCUGCAGUUCAAAUGAGUGCAAAUUUAAAAGAUGCCAGUCGUCGAGAUGCGGUUUUGGUCAGCGAGGUUCCGGGGGCAUCUUCGCCAGGUAGCUGUCUUUCUCCCACCGACAGCUGCAGUGACUCGGGUGGGCUUUCGUUCCGCUCGAUGAUAGAACUGUGCGACACCCAGGCUCUGGAAUUUACUCCUUGUGUCUACCACGGCGUGGACAGCAUGUCCACCUCUGGUAGCAGCACCGAGAUGAUCUUCUCCACCUCCUCCUCCAGGUGUGUGGACAGAGCUUACGACGAAGAUAAUUCAUGGCAGACGAGUAGCAUACCUGCUUCAGUCGGAAUGAGUGUUGUCCCCUUGACACUGUCCACGUCCACGCUCAGCCACCCAAUCACCAACACCAUGACCAGCGUGGUCCACGUGGCGGUCAGCAGGUCAGAAAGUAUUCUUCACGGAGGACAUACCUCCAGCAUCAUUUACUCCGGCAGCAGCAGUGAUCAUAUGCGUGUCGGACAGGAAGGGAGGAGGUCAAAGGUCAAUAUUCCUCCAAAACAAAAGUCAGGAAUGAUGGCCGUCAAGCACAUAUCUUCGUGCGUGCAGGACAUUGAGAAGAUUUGUCACGACGACCAGUAUGUGAAAGUGACUAAGAAGCCGCACCAGCCGGUCACGCUGACCAGUGUGAAAGAUUCGGUGAUGAAGUUUGAAACCUCGAGCAAAAGCAAGGGCACGGUCUCGGCAAGGCCGGGCAAAGCCUACGUCACCACCAACCGCCGGAGUGUCUCUCCUUUGCCCAAAGUCUUACCGGACCCACCAGCUGCUGCGACUUCUACGGGUGUAGGCCAGACCGGGUCGUUGCUGUCUACUGGCUGCAAGUCAGAGCGCAUGACCAGUAACCAUCUGACGACUUCCGGAUCAACUUUUGAGAUUCACAUCGAAGCUGUUGUUUCCUCAGAGGAUGGUGCUCAACCAGAAAGCAGAGCUGCAAGUGGUGAUGUCACGAUGUGUUCAAGUGGAUCUGUUACGGUCACGUGGCCUACGUGCUCGGUAGAAACAGAGUUGACCUCUCAUGAAACAGAAAGAGUUCAAAAUAGUCCUAGACCAGGCGAUGGUAGUUCGGUGUAUGCUCCUCCACAGCAAAAGUCGGAUGCAGACGAUUUUCACAGCCUGAGCGGCGAGAUACCAUCAGAACAAACUCGUGUUGCAAUAAACAGAACUUGCGACCCUCCCCCACCCGUUCUCACCGAGGCCCCGUCCGCACCCACCGAAUACAUGCCUCGGAUGGCAGCAGCAACAGGAACAAACACACCCUCUGAAGCAGCCCCUCUGCGUGGUGCCGAGGAAUGCACAGCGAGUACAGAAGAACCACCAAGUGACAGUGUUGUGAGUUUGCAGGAUCUCGACGGUUUAUCAGCCGUCACCAACUGCCUGAUGUCUGCUGGUGGCGUUUGGGUUCUCACGCCUGUUGGGAGUGCUGCCAGGCUUGAUGGGAACACUGGAUAUGAACCGUGCAGCACUUGUGCUUCCGCUGAAAAUUACUCCACGCUUACUCAGCAAUUAGUCAGUGAAAGCAACGACGAGGCUGAAAGCUUUGGUCAGGGGUGGCCUUCUCCAAAAAUACUUCCUCAACAUCUACACAAAGAAGAAACCAUUGCCGAGCCUCCGACAUUAUUAUUAACUGGACGGCCGCCACUAUGUCAGCUGGUGCAACUUUCUCCCAACGAACUGCAGCAAGGUGCACUCCCUCAACAGACCUUGCCACAGCUGUUUUCCAGCGAACUCGAUGUGAAACCUUGUCUAACCCCCAAAACAGACACAGAUGGCGCUGUUGAUGCUGAAUGUGUUUUGGAGAGGUCUACAUCGCCUUGCAUUGCGUCUUCUGUCGAUGAUGUUCAUUUGACAGAAAGAGUUUUCAUAGACACAGACUCAACUGAUUCAGAGAAGUUGGGUGCAAAUGUUAGCUUUCCAGCAAAAUCAGAGCAUAUAUCUGAACCUACGCACCAGAUAUCCGAGUGGCAAAGUCCAAGUGAAAGUCAUUUUAAUGUGAAAAACGUUAUACUGGUCUCAUCUGGUUUUUCAGAUGUUCAUGCUUUUACCAACACACCUCAGUAUGAGAUCUCACCUGACAUGAAAACUGUUAAGAGUGCUGUAGUAAAUGCAUCCCUUGCAGUAAGCUCGAGUAUCAAGCCAUCUGCCCUCUCAUCCCAAUCUUGUGACCUGAGCAAAAACAGGAAACGAGCGCCUGGCGAGGUAGAUAAUGCCAGCCUCACUUCUCUGGUGAAAGACGACAGAAGAGAUAAAUCACGUGGUACGAUUUCGGAAUCUUAUUCAAAACAGACAUCAGUCGUGUCUCGAUGGGCGCCAAAAGCCACCCAGGCCAGAGAAACUGAGAAUCUCGAGGACCAGGAGAAAGAUUAUUGCGCUGAAGAAAGUGUUGAGAGACUGAGUGCUGCCGAGUCUGACAUAACGACAACCACUGAACCUGUGUACAUGCAUCACAGUGGCACGGAUCACUGGCAUUUAGAAAUGUGUCCAUCUUCUAUCGGACAAGAUGGAGAAAAACAAUUUCAUGAUAGUGAAUUUCAUGUUGUGGCGCCGUCGUUGGUUAAGCGAUGGCAGAAAGAACAAAACGCCGAGAAGAAGGAAGAACUGAAGUUCAGGCUAUUGGAGUUUAUAUCUGUACCUGAGAUGAUGACAUCAGAGUCAACAGUUGUUUGUACUGAAAAUUCGCAUAUUAACAGAAGCAGCAGCGACUUACUCAACCCAGAAUUAUUAACCGUCAACACCAACAUCGCUUUCAGAGAUGGCAAACGAGUGGAACCGACAACUGUGGCAUCAGACGAUCAACUUGGAGACCAAUAA